AGGAAGGUCACACCAUCCCCCACCAUCAUCAGGUUGAAGAUCUGAUGAUCAUGAAAACUGAGUGUGACGUAGAAGAGACGUAUGUGAGGGAUGAUCAGCAAUAUACGGAGGAGGCUGGAAUGACGAGGACAUUCAUAGAGGAGGACACUCCUACAGAGAUCAGCACAGGACGCGCCAUGGAGAAACCCUCGAAGGAUCAUCUUAGACCAUGGAAUCCCUCUGACCCUCAGGAACCUCGUACUGUGAGGGGUGGUGCCGGGAUUCCAGGGGAACAGAUAUUCUCCUAUCCAGUUUGUGAGGAAAGUUUCCCGUCUGAAUUAAGACUUGGUGAACAUCAGAGAUCUCCCACGGGUGGAAAGCUCCAUUCCUGUCCUGAGUGCGGGAAGUUUUUUUCACAGAAGUCCACUCUUUCCAGACAUCUGAGAUUACACAGGGGGGAGAAGCCGCAUUCCUGCCCCGAGUGCGGGAAAUGUUUUUUACAGAAGUUCCAUCUUUACAUCCAUCAGAAGACCCACACGGGCGAGAGGCCGUAUUCCUGCUCCGAGUGCGGGAAAUGUUAUAUACAGAAAUCAGACCUCGUUAGACAUCAAAGAUUUCACACGGGGGAGAAGCCGUAUUCUUGCCUUGAGUGCGGGAAACGUUUUUCGCUGAAGUUCCAUCUUGACAUCCAUCAGAAGUCUCACACGGGCGAGAAGCCGUUCUCCUGCACCGAGUGCGGGAAAUGUUAUACACAGAAAGCAAAGCUGGUUAUACACCAGAGAUCUCACACGGGGGAGAUGCCGUAUUCCUGCAAUGAGUGCGGGAAGGGCUGUUCGAAUAAAUCGGACCUUGAUAAACAUCAGAGAUCUCACAUGGGGCUGAAGCCGUAUUUGUGCCCCGAGUGCGGGAAAUGCUUUUCGCAGAAGUUCUGUCUUAACCGACAUCAGAGAUCUCACACGGGCGAGAAGCCGCAUGUCUGUCUAGAGUGCGGGAAAUGUUAUAUGCAUAAAAAAGACCUUGUCAAACAUCAAAGAUCUCAUACGAUACAGACUUCCGUCCACAAAUAAUAUCGGUCUUCUCCACCAGCCGAAAUAUACACGAUAUUGUCAAAAGUAUUGGGACGCCUGCCUUUACACGCACAUGGGCCCAGAUUCACAGAGAGCAGGGCGCACA
This is a messenger RNA of Rana temporaria (common frog), 1152 nucleotides long. RefSeq names its product gastrula zinc finger protein XlCGF17.1-like. Gene Ontology annotation, biological process: regulation of cytokine production; regulation of immune system process; negative regulation of transcription by RNA polymerase II. NCBI's taxonomy places the organism in Eukaryota, Metazoa, Chordata, Amphibia, Anura, Ranidae. The record is from RefSeq and is a predicted model, not a curated record. The transcript is spliced from 3 exons. Bases 45 to 1046 code for a protein of 333 amino acids.